AUGUCAGACCUAGAAGAUAAAGAAUUUGUAUCUCGACGUCGCUCAUCCUCUGCUUCUUUAACAGCCUCACCUUCAUCCUCCUACAAAAUGAGCAUUGACUCGGACGACGCCAAAUCCACUUCAUCUCUCCCAAAAUACCCAACAUCUUUAUAUUCUCGUCAAAACACAGCACAUUCUGCACAAUCCUUUCUUUCGUCUGCAACUGAACUUGCUUCACGAAGACCACCGCUCAGUCGGUCUGUAUCUGACCAGGGACUGCCUUGGUUUGACUAUGCCGGAUCCUCUUCCCGUAAUGAUCAUCCAAUGGCAGAUCCAUCUCCAAGCUGCUCAGCUCGCUCCCGUAAACAAUCCUCUUCACACACAAAAGCAUCUCUUUCUAUUGAUACAACCGAAGGACGAAGAGACCCCGAAAGACGAAGUGUACAACGUAGAAGUUCACUUAUGCCACGAUCAAAAGCACUUGCACGAGUAUUAAACCAAGCAGAGGAGGAUACCCAUUUGAGUGAUUUAGAAAUGCGCCGAGAACAAGAGACAACAAAUCAUAUGAAAGAAAAAGACAAAUCCCCAGCCGAAGGACAAUGUAUCAAAGAUACUGAAUGUAUUGCACCUUCUCUUCCACCUGCAUCUUGGGUGCGUGUCCGAGACGUAGACCAAUCUCCAACAAUGGCACCUUAUCAAUGUUCAAAACUCAAUCCUGAAGUUGAGAUGGCUCACUUUCAGUUGGAGAAUUUACCAUCUACACCUGUUCAACAAGGAUUCCGGAGUAUUAAGCGAAAAGCCUCAGAAGACCGUUUGUAUGAACCUUAUUCGACUGCAAGUAUGAAGCGGAGAGCAGUCUCUCCCUCCGUUUCUGUAUCUCCCUCUCCUAUCCUGACCGGUAUAUCUAGUCCUCCCGCAGCUUAUAUCCAAUAUGGUUCUAGUCCUACACACAGCGGAGGGAAUGCUGCUGCAAGAGCACAGCAAAAACUAGUUCAACUGUCUACAAACACAUUUAACUUACAAGAUGCAAGUGGUGGGCUUAGUAGAAUGUCAUUGAGCGAAUAG
Messenger RNA from Phycomyces blakesleeanus NRRL 1555(-), 1044 nucleotides. RefSeq lists its product as hypothetical. The coding region runs from base 1 to 1044 and encodes 347 amino acids. Lineage: Eukaryota; Fungi; Mucoromycota; Mucoromycetes; Mucorales; Phycomycetaceae. The transcript is spliced from 6 exons. The record is from RefSeq and is a predicted model, not a curated record.